UAAUAAAUCACUUCCCAUCGCUAUUUUGUGUUUGAGUCGCCAGAUGGCGUCUCCUCUUUAGUCAUGGCCGCCGAUAACGACAACAAAAAAUUGCAAUUCAAGUAUCAGAUCUGGUUUAGCCGUCGUGCGCCGGGAAAAGCGCCGGCAAACCAACCCUACGACCAAAACCUCAAAGCAAUCGCUUCUUUCGCAACUGUUGACCAGUUUUGGGCCAUUUAUUCACAUCUCGUUCGACCGAAUGAAUUGACCGGUCAUUGCGAUCUUCACGUCUUCAAACACGGCAUUCGCCCGAUGUGGGAGGACGACGCCAACAAAGAUGGCGGAAAAUGGAUCGUUCGCUUGCGUAAAGGUCUGGCCUCGCGUUGUUGGGAAAACCUGUUGCUCGCGCUUCUCGGAGAACAGUUUAUGGUCGGACACGAAAUCUGCGGUGCAGUUGUCUCUUGUCGAUUUCAAGAGGACAUAAUAUCUGUUUGGAACCGAACGGCUUCUGACUCUCAAACGACGGUUAGAAUUCGCGAUACUUUACGACGUGUUUUGAAUUUACCGCCGAAUACUGUAAUGGAAUACAAGACUCAUUGCGAUUCGUUGAAAGACAACACUUCGUUCAGAAACACAAUCGUUCGCUAAUCACGUGAUAAUUAUGUCAAUAAAUAAGAGGCAAUGAUUCCGGUCUUUGUUUUUC
This is a messenger RNA of Oppia nitens, 682 nucleotides long. It is a transcript of the gene eIF4EHP, whose product is annotated as eukaryotic translation initiation factor 4E type 2-like. NCBI's taxonomy places the organism in Eukaryota, Metazoa, Arthropoda, Arachnida, Sarcoptiformes, Oppiidae. Gene Ontology annotation, biological process: translational initiation. The coding region runs from base 64 to 627 and encodes 187 amino acids. Gene Ontology annotation, molecular function: RNA 7-methylguanosine cap binding; translation initiation factor activity. The transcript is spliced from 6 exons. Gene Ontology annotation, cellular component: cytoplasm; eukaryotic translation initiation factor 4F complex. The record is from RefSeq and is a predicted model, not a curated record.